Molecule: messenger RNA, 3806 nt
Organism: Guyanagaster necrorhizus
Lineage: Eukaryota; Fungi; Basidiomycota; Agaricomycetes; Agaricales; Physalacriaceae
Product: GTP binding protein
Exons: 5
Coding region: 1-3435 (1144 amino acids)
Biological process (GO): ribosome biogenesis; endonucleolytic cleavage of tricistronic rRNA transcript (SSU-rRNA, 5.8S rRNA, LSU-rRNA); maturation of SSU-rRNA from tricistronic rRNA transcript (SSU-rRNA, 5.8S rRNA, LSU-rRNA)
Cellular component (GO): nucleus; 90S preribosome
Molecular function (GO): U3 snoRNA binding; GTPase activity; GTP binding
Source: RefSeq, a predicted model, not a curated record
AUGGACGAUCGUCCUCACAAGCCUCACCGGCCUGCGCAAUCUGGCUCCAAGGCUGAUAAAAAAGACAAAGGAAAGGGGAAGGAAAAGCAGCAUGGCUUCAAUGAAAAGGCUUUUGCCCCAAGAUCGGGCCGUCGGGCUGACCGUCAAGGGAGACGAAACGCUGAGCGCGACCAAACACGACUACAUGUUCCUCUUGUGAACAGGACGCCAGACGACGAACCCCCUCCCAUUAUUAUCGCCAUUGUAGGACCGCCUGGAGUUGGCAAAACUACACUUUUGAAAAGUCUUGUUCGUCGGUACACAAAACAGACUUUGCACGAAGCCAAGGGACCUAUCACUGUCGUCAGCGGGAAGAAAAAGAGACUCACUUUCAUUGAGUGCAACAAUGACCUCAAUAGCAUGAUCGACGUUGGCAAGAUUGCCGACCUUGUUCUGCUCAUGAUUGACGGUUCUUUUGGUUUCGAAAUGGAAGCCUUCGAAUUCUUGAAUGUACUCCAAUCGCAUGGUUUUCCCAAAGUCAUCGGCAUACUCACACAUCUUGACCUCAUCAGAAAAGCUGCCACUCUGAAGGAUACGAAGAAAGCUCUGAAAAAAAGGUUUUGGACAGAGAUAUAUCAGGGCGCCAAAUUGUUCUAUCUGUCCGGUGUCUUGAACGGUAGAUAUCCCGACAGCGAGAUUCUCAACCUUUCUCGAUUCGUCAGCGUCAUGAAAUUCCGUCCUUUAGUCUUCCGUAACACCCACCCUUACCUUCUCGCUGACCGAAUCGAAGACCUUACUCCCCGUGAACAAAUACGAACAUCGAAAGGGAAAUGCGACCGGACAGUCACGGUAUAUGGGUACGUGCGUGGGACCAACCUCCGGAUGGGCACAAAGGUGCAUAUACCGGGUGUCGGCGACCUGGACAUGAAGGGUGUCUCCAUCCUAGGUGACCCAUGUCCAAUGCCAGACGCUGACUCUGAGAAACGGCGGAAACUCAGCGAAAAGAAGAAGCUUCUGGUACACGCUCCUAUGAGUGAUGUUGGAGGCGUAAUGUAUGACAAGGAUGCAGUUUAUAUCAAUGUUCCCGGAAGUUUUACAAGGGGUAACACUAAUGUUCUGCAAGGCGAGGGGGAGCAAAUGGUGAUGGACCUGCAAGAUGCCAGCGCAACUCUUGAAGACGCUGUCGCUCAAAGCCAGAUUCGUCUCUUCGGAUCUUCUUCGAAGCAUCUUGGUGUGGCCGUUACUGUCAAUCAGGACGACGGUGAAGACACUGAGGAUUAUGAAGAAGAUGAUGAAGUGGAAGAGGAAGAAGAUGGUGAAGAAGAAGAUGACGAUGAUGAACUAGAUGACGAUGAUGACAACCCUAGCGACCACGACGAAGUGCAAGACGUCUCACGAGAUCCUAGGAAUACCGGUCGUGUGUCGCUGCGUACGGUCGCACGUAGCCUUCCUGCAUCUAGCAAGAAAGGUCGAGGAGGCGUGGAGUAUGCGGAUAGCGACUCUGAUCUAGGGGAGGAGGAAGAGGGAGGCUUGGGAACUUUAGGAAAACGGGUCAGGCAUGAACACGAAGCAGAUGAUCAUGACAUCCCUAGCGAUAAAGACGGAAUGAAUGAGGAUGAGGUAGACGACGUUCCAAAAUGGAAGGAAAAUCUCCUCACUAGGGCCAAGGAAACGCUUUCCAAGGGGGGAAGACGGAAGGAUUGGACGAACCUCAUCUACUCCAGCUCACUGACUCCUCUGGAAAUACUUCACGGUGCCUCGUCACCGGCUCAAGAACAGGAAAUCGACGAAGACGACGACGAUUUUUUUAAGUUGAGCAAGCCAGAUCCUAUAUCUACAGAUGAAGACAUCGACAAAACCGAGUGGAAUGUAGAGCCUGAAGAUCUAGAUCGCUGGAAAGAGGAGAAUGUGUUGGACUCCAUUCGCGGAUUGUUUAUCACCGGCGGGGAAGCUCGAGGGGACGAAGGAGAAGAGGGAGAAGACGGGUAUGAAGAUUCGCACGGAGAGCUCGAUGAUGAUAUACCCGCAGAAGAUGAACCAUCCGCUUCGAAAGAAGAGCCUUCGCAUUCAGCCACGCUUGCUGCAAAGAAGGAAGCUCUGAAGCGCAAAUUUGAUGAGCAGUACGACGACCCGGAAGCAUCGAAACUUGAUUUCUAUGACGAAAAGAAAGAGGAGAUAGCCAGACAGCUCCAGCUCAAUAAGGCGGAGUUCGAAGGAGUCAGUGCAGAGUCGCGGGCACUGGUGGAGGGUUAUCGGCCUGGUGCUUAUGUUCGCAUCGAGUUAACAAAUGUGCCCUGCGAGAUGAUUGAACACUUCGAUCCCUCGUAUCCCAUCAUUGUCGGCGGUCUUCUACCGGCUGAAGAGAGAUUCGGAUUCGUUCAAGUUAGGCUUAAACGCCAUCGAUGGUUCGUCAGGACCCUUAAGACGAACGACCCUCUUAUUUUCUCCAUCGGUUGGCGUCGCUUCCAAUCUGUCCCCAUAUAUUCCCUCGAUGAUCAUUCCAUUCGAAUGCGUAUGCUCAAGUAUACUCCAGAGCAUAUGCAUUGUUACGCGACAUUCUACGGCCCGGUAUCUCUGCCCAAUACGGGCUUUUGCGCAUUCAACUCUUUAGCCGGGGAGACAUCAGGGUUUCGAGUAUCGGCCACAGGCGUCGUUCUCGACAUUGAUCGGUCAGUCAAGAUCGUCAAGAAGAUCAAGCUGACCGGUGUCCCGUUCAAGAUAUACAAGAACACAGCGUUUAUUAAAGACAUGUUCAAUUCUGCCCUUGAGGUGGCCAAAUUUGAGGGAGCCAACAUCAGGACGGUUUCUGGCAUUCGAGGGCAAGUAAAGAAGGCUUUCUCCAAACCAGAGGGCACGUUCCGAGCUACAUUUGAAGAUAAGAUUCUCAAAAGUGACAUUGUCUUUUUGCGAGCAUGGUAUUCAAUACAGCCUAGGAAAUAUUACAACCCAGUCACAUCAUUAUUGCUGUCAGAUAAGGCGCAUUGGUUCGGCAUGCGUCUCACUGGCCAAAUACGUCGAGAUGAAGGCCUUCAGACGCCUUCAAACCCUGACUCCAAAUAUCGAAAGAUCGGAAGACCGGCCCGGAGAUUCAAUCCUCUUUUUGUUCCGAAGAAAUUGCAGGCGGCACUUCCUUAUGCUUCUAAGCCCAAGAAAAUGAGCAGCCAACGGAAACAGACGUAUCUGCAGAAACGGGCCGUCGUCAUGGAACCGGAGGAGCGAAAAGCAAUGGCUCUGCUCCAGCAGAUGCGUGCUUUACGGAAAGACCAGGUGGCGAGGAGAAAGGAUAAGAAGACUGAGAGGAGGGCUAUUCAUCAGAAGAAGGCUGAGAAAGAGGAGUCCAGGAGGAACGACAAAGAGAAAGAGAAGCGGAAAGACCACAUGCGAGUGGCCGGUCAAAAAUCUAAAAGACAGACAGACCUGGAAGAGGGUAGAUCAAGGAAACGUCGCAAAACAUAACGUUUCGCUUUGCCUUUUGAUCUUUCUUUCUGCUUGUUACUCCAGUUAUGUUACAAAGACUGGCGCUCGAAUGAUUUGACUGCCAACUUCCACUUUCCAAUUAGAAAUCACUGUCAAAAGUAUGCUUAUGAUCGAACAAUCUCAGAUCCACGGAUAACUCCUUCCUAUCGCUCAACUUUUCUGCCCUGUAUGUCGGACUUGCUCGCAAUAUGAUAGGUAGAUGCCACUUUCCUCCUGCCUGCCUAAGGUCGUGCUCUGCUUCUUCGACUUUGUGAUAAGGACUUAGUCCACUGAUCCUAUACAUCGGAAGUAAGUGGGCCUCAAGUUCUUAUCUUGUCCUAUCACGCGCAUGCCGGCUUUUUUCUGUAUGC